Molecule: messenger RNA, 4142 nt
Organism: Sphaerulina musiva SO2202
Lineage: Eukaryota; Fungi; Ascomycota; Dothideomycetes; Mycosphaerellales; Mycosphaerellaceae
Product: glycosyltransferase family 25 protein
Exons: 2
Coding region: 808-1743 (311 amino acids)
Source: RefSeq, a predicted model, not a curated record
UGAUUGGCCUCGGAACCAAUUUGACUUCCAACUCUGGCUGCUAUACACAACGAUUCCCAACACAAGUCAUCAAACACUGAAUAGCCUCAUCAGCUCCCGCCGCCUCCCGUAAGACAGCCGUUCUAAAUAUCGCGUGCGCCGUGCGGCUCGUGCUGCCGUGCGACUGCCAUGUCCACGAGUCUAGCCUGAAACACGUGCGCUCCCUGGUCAGGGUGAGAGGCACCUUCCUUCAUGUGCAAACAGCAAGAGUGCCCGUGUGUGCGUGUGCAGUGUGUGCAGUGUCGUAAUAAGUGUAGGAGACACCUGCCUCCGACGAGUCACGACUCUCUUCCUUACAUGUACCAACUACUGCACUGUACCUUACUCGCUUUCCAUAAGCUGCCUUAUCCUCCUGCAUCUCUUCCCAACGUUCAGCAUGUCGCUCUCGGGGCCGCUGUUGUCCAUGAAAUUGGAGUCUGCUGACUCCGCCUCGACGAAGCCGGCGGCACUCUUGUCUAACCUUUCCAGCCUCUUCACGAAAAGAACAGUUCGCGCGGCAGCAGUCGCUCUGGGCCUGGUGACUCUGCUUGCCUUCUUCACUUCAUCGGGCUUUGCUCCUGCAUCCUUGGGCUCAUAUCGGUCCUCCAGAGGCGGCGAGAAGCUCUACAAUGACAUUCUCAAUCAGACACUCGGGGCAAGUAAUCACCACCACAUCCUCACCAAGGACACCUCGAUCAGAAGUCGACCACGCACACACACACACACUCUCUCUCUCUAGGUGCCACACACUGACGGAAAGCCUAGUUCGAGAAACUGUACUCAAUCAUCAUGCCCUCCAGGACCGAUCUGCGGGACUCUCUUCAGCUGGCCGCAGCAUUGACUGAUCUCAAGAUCGAUAUCGUAGAUGGCAGGUCAGCACCAAAAGACGAAAAAGCCUUUCCACCACAUCCUGACGGAUUUGGAACACAUAACCACGCCAUGGGAGCGUGGAGAGCGCACAUGGAUGUAUUGAGAAUGAUUGUCGAACAGAACAUCUCUUCCGCCGUUGUGAUGGAAAGCGACGUGGACUGGGACGUGAGGAUCAAGCAGCAAAUGCAGAGUUUUGCCAGAGCCUCAAGACUGUUAACACAGCCCCACGCCGAAAACGAAUUCUUUGUGGAUGAUGGACGAGACAUAAUAUCUUUGCCCACCACAUCUCCGUAUGGAGACGACUGGGAUCUGCUUUGGCUCGGACACUGUGGCGCAGACCUGCCUGAAGAUGGUGGUCACAUUCCGAUCGGCCGAGCCGUGUAUCACGACGACACUGUCCCUCCGCUCGAUAAGCUCAAGAUACGGGGCAGGUUCAGGGAACACUUGGAGGUUUUUGGCAAUGCGACUCGUAUAGUAUCCCACACCAACGACAACCUCUGCUCCAUUGCGUAUGCAAUCUCUCAGGCUGGCGCCCGGAAGUUUCUUUACGAGAUGGGCAUCAAGAAACUUGAUGCAGCAGCGGACUUGAUGUUUGCUUGGCUCUGCGAUGGCGCCCAUGGAAGGCCCAUUCAAAAAUGCCUGACUGUGAAUCCCCAGCUUUUCAAUCAGCAUCGAGCCGCAGGACCCAUGGAUAAAGCGAGUAAUAUACAGCACUACCAGGGGACCAUCGAGCAUAGCAGCACAGAAAACAUCAUGUUUGGGAGCAAGGUGAACUUCGAAGCCUUGCUGAAAGGCUCCACGGAUUACAUUGAGUGGGGCCAUGACUGGGACGCCGAAGCUGAAGUUGCAGCUUGAGAGCCAGCGAAGCUCACAGCGCGAGGCGCAAUGUGGCGUGACCGGGUUGCGGGAAGUGGUCGCUCAAUGACGGCACCGGCAGAGGCGUGACAUUAGAUUGUUUGUGAUACCCCAGGAAUGGUUGUAAUAAUGUGUUGUACGCGUUCAGGCGAUGGGAGGAUGGGUGAGACGGAUCCAGGAUUGAGGCAGAGAACAGCACCCAAUAGCCAUGAGAUACCAUGUGGUAGAAAGCUGUGCUGUAAGUGGGCAGCCUCUGCUCGGACUUAGAAACCGAAGCUUUGCCUGACUUCACUUGGACUGGAGAGAAGGGAAGGGAGAGAGAGAGGAAGAGAAGAGUACUGUGAGGUACCAAAGGAGUGAGACGUGUACUACGACUCGGGCCUGCAUGACGGCAAUUAGCGCGUUUUUGCCGUGCCGAGCGCCUGCUCUUCUUCAUCUACAGCCUGCAGUCCACCAUGGUGACUUCGAGUCCUAUGUGGCGCAUGGUAUACUGGCUCUGGUAGAAGUGGCCGGGGAGUAGUACGCGCCAGCUCCUUUGUAGCUUCGUCUAACGCAGUCCAGCCGGCCUCCGGAUCGAGACUGUGCGUCUCAACACAAGAGUCUGUUCGCAAAGUUGGUGGACCGUGUCUCGCUGAUUCGCUGUAGCUCGAACUCGUCAUGGAUGAAUGAGUCGCCCAGCUCUCGAUUGUUGUGAGAAUCCCGAGCUUCAUCUUUUGUUCUGGAAUCGGGUUGACAACAUGUCGCGCGUCAGCUUUGACCAUAGGUCCCCUGGGGCUUGUAUAUGGUAGGGGAAGCGAUGGAGCUCGGGAAGGAUCAAGGAAUCCUCGACGCCAGAAUGAAGGGUGAAAAAUGGGCUUCAAGAUGGGCGCAUUGAUAGCCAGAAUGCCGGCGACCUGUUCCCUUGUAGCCCAUAUAUUGCCGUGUACCUUUGCGGUAUUCUUCAAGCUCGCUACCGUCGCCGUUAGGAUAUUGAUGAGCGCGGCUGUAAUGACAAAAAUUCCCGAGCAUAAGAGCAGAGUCAAUGCAAUCUUGCGUUUAAUCGACACUUUCAUCUGCCAUAACAAGGGCAGCGGGAGGGUCAGGAUUGCGGCAUCGGUAAUGAUGUUGAGGAUGAUGGUCACAUAAAUGAGCUCAUUGUGCUUAUAGCACUGCGGCGGAGGCCGCAGCGCGAUGGCCCAGUUCCUUUGAAUGGGACGACAGAUGGUCGUAAUGGACACAAUGAUUCCCAGAUAGGACAUUGCACAUAGAGCAGCGAGUAACUUGAUCUGGCGAUGUUGAUGGAGGCCCCAGGACAGGCGGUGGAGAAAGAAGAGGACUGUUGCCUUGAGAGACCAUAAUAGAGUGGCGUAAGGAUACCAUCCGACCCACUGCAAUAUGUUGCUCAGAAGAAGCCGGUGCCUCUGGCAGUGACUGAGGCGCCUGAGUUCGUCCUCGGUGGAAGCGGGAUUGGUGCCCAAGAAGUAUGCAGACAGCGACGUGGCAGUGGUUGCCCAGAAGCAUAGUAACGCGAGCGUUGCCGUGUAGUCAUCGCCUUGUAGCUUGCAUCCUCUGACCCGAACUCGCACACAGAGUCGGGCAGUCGUUGCUAUCGUCCCGACCACAACCCAGACGCCGAUUUCCCACACGAUGGCAGGAUUGCGGAAGACUUUUAAACUCUGGCAUCCCAUAUCCGGGAUCUGGGAAACAGCAGCAUUCGUAAAGGACCUUUAGCAGCCAGAUGAGGCGGAGGUGAUAGCUGUUGCUGAAGAGAUUUCAACCACACGAGAGAUUUGCAGAACGUGGUGCGUUUGACCGGCAUCUGAAUUCGAGCAGACAGCAGACUACAUAUGCCAUCAUCGAUUCAUCGAGUAUCCCGCUAGGUCCAUGGUCGACGAUGGUACAAAGAGCUAUGGGUGGGAGUGUACAUCGGACGGCGCACUCCCCGUCAGAGCGUGGCUUAUGAUUGGUGAUGGGGUUGCUGCAUGAACUCUGCGAUGCUGCGUGCAGUGCCGAACUUGUCCCAGAGGGCGUAGGUAGCAUCGUAUCACGCGUCUCGCAGUCACUAUCUUACUCGCAGUCACCAUCAGCGUCUGUCUCCAAGCGUGUAGCCCAGGGGCAGUUCGCAUGCGCAGAUGAGACAGGCGAGGCGAGGCGAAGCGACAGAAUCAGGCAUCAAGGAUGUGGGCAACGUGGUGGGAGCCUGGGAGCCUGGGAGCCUGGGAGCCUGGGAGCCUGGGAGCCUGGGAGCCUGGGAGCCUGGGAGCAGUAGGAGGCAGAACCGCCCCCACAACCAUGACAUUAAGGUAUGUUCGUAUACCCAGGUCAGCACAGAAAGCUUGGGCUCUGCGCGUGCUCUCUCUCUCUCUCUUCUUGUUCAGCCUUCUUCCCUUUCUUCUUCAUCAUCAUCAUCAUUAUCAUCA